Messenger RNA from Microcebus murinus (gray mouse lemur), 1398 nucleotides. It is a transcript of the gene LRRC39, whose product is annotated as leucine rich repeat containing 39. Gene Ontology annotation, molecular function: protein binding. The record is from RefSeq and is a predicted model, not a curated record. NCBI's taxonomy places the organism in Eukaryota, Metazoa, Chordata, Mammalia, Primates, Cheirogaleidae. Gene Ontology annotation, cellular component: cytoplasm.
UGAGGAUUUUAAUCAUUGGGAGCCACACUGAAAAUAAUUCCCCCUGUAAUCCACUCCUAGCUGAUUGUCACUAACUUUGGGCAUAUCAGCUUCGGCAACCACCGACAAUGGUCCUUUCUGAAAUAGCAUCUGUGAUUCAGUUAUUCAGAACCUGAUGAAGUUGGCGACUCUAUGACAAUGUAGAGAAAUCAUGACAGAAAAUGUGGUUUCUACUGGGACUGUCAAUACCGUAAAGGAAGUUUGGGAAAAAAGAAUAAAGAAACACAAUGAAGACUUGAAGCGGGAGAAAGAAUUUCAACACAAGCUAGUGCGGAUCUGGGAAGAACGAGUAAGUUUAACUAAGCUAAAAGAAAAGGUCAUUACGGAAGAUGGAAGAGUCAUUUUGAAGAUAGAAAACGAGGAAUGGAAGACUCUCCCUUCUUCUCUACUGAAACUGAAUCAGCUACAAGAGUGGCAACUCCAUAGAACCGGUUUGCUGAAAAUUCCUGAAUUCAUUGGAAGAUUCCAGAACCUUAUUAUAUUAGAUUUAUCUCGAAAUGCAAUUUCAGAGAUACCACGAGGAAUUGGACUGCUAACUAGACUUCAGGAACUGAUUCUUAGCUACAACAAAAUCAAGACUGUCCCCAAGGAACUAAGUCACUGUGCCAGCUUGGAGAAAAUAGAACUGGCAGUUAACAGAGAUAUAUGUGAUCUUCCACAAGAGCUUGGCAAUCUGUUAAAACUUACUCACCUUGAUUUGAGUAUGAACCAUUUUACUACAAUCCCUCCUGCUGUGUUGAACAUGCCUGCCCUUGAGUGGCUAGACAUGGGAAGCAACAGACUUGAACAACUUCCUGAUACUAUAGAAAGAAUGCAAAGUCUGCAUACAUUAUGGCUGCAACGGAAUGAAAUAACAUGCUUGCCAGAAACCAUUAGCAAAAUGAAAAAUCUGGGUACUCUUGUUCUCAGCAAUAAUAAACUGCAAGAUAUCCCAGUUUGCAUGGAAGAAAUGGCAAAUCUGAGGUUUGUCAACUUCAGAGACAACCCGCUGAAAUUGGAAGUAACACUCCCUCCCAGUGAAAGCAUAGAUGAAGAAGAGGAACGGGAAUUAUUUGGCCUUCAGUUUAUGCACAUGUACAUACAAGAGUCACAGAGAAGAGCAGAUCACCAAGUCAACUGUUCAACUACUUUACCAAUCUCUACAAAUACAGAUGGAUAAUAUAAUUCAAGAUGCCCUGCUGAAGAGGAUUACUUCAGGAAUUUGGUGAAUUUUCUAAUGUUUGGACCUCUGAAGUAAAAUACAAAGCUAUUACCAAAAGUUUAAUGAGGCCAAAGCAUCUUUUAAAGUUCAUAUUAUCUGCUAUUGAAAUUAUAUUUUUGUGAAUAUAAAAAUAUAAUUAAAAACUUUUUUUGGUGGAA